Chilo suppressalis (striped riceborer) is the source of this 882-nucleotide messenger RNA. NCBI's taxonomy places the organism in Eukaryota, Metazoa, Arthropoda, Insecta, Lepidoptera, Crambidae. The record is from the annotation of a GenBank genome assembly.
CGCUCUUCGACAACAAGCGCGGGAAAAGUUUAUUCUUAAAAAGUUUUUGUGAUCUGUGCUACCUGUGGUAAAUUCAAUAUGGAGGGGUGCGGCAUGAGCUGUAUAAAAUACCUUUUGGUUGUCUUCAAUGGAUUGUUUAUGAUAUUCGGCAUAGUGAUAAUCGCGACAGCAUGCGUGGACAUGGGCAUCAUCAAGGGGUUUGCUGGAGGUGAAGUGUCCGGUCACGAGACAGACGCGGUGCUAAUCGCGGUGGGCGUGCUCAUCAUACUGGUGGCAGCCUUCGGGUGCUUCGGGGCGUGGAGGGAGAGUCCGAAGCUGUUAUACAUUUUCGCCGGUUGCCUCAUCAUAAUCAUCCUCCUGGAGCUGUCGGUGGGCAUCGCUGCAGCAGCACUCCGCCCCCAAAUUGAGGUCGGACUGAAGCAGCAACUCCGCUCCUCGUUCAUCAAGAACAAGUCUACACGGGAGGAGGACUCCCACUACCGCGACUUCUGGGAUAAAAUCCAAUCCAACUUGGAAUGCUGCGGUAUCUCCGGGCCCGACAACUAUGGCUCCACCGAGCCCCGCCUGAACCCGCCGUACAGCUGCUGCCCGCGCGAAGCCACUGAAGACUCCGACGAAGUGAAGCGCUCCAACUGCCUCACCCACAACACCAUGUACAAGGAAGGCUGCGAGGACAAGAUUCUCAUGACCAUACACAGCGCUGGGCUCUCCGUCAUCGUCUGCGGGAUCCUCUUCUGCUUCUUGGAGGUGGCUGGCAUAGUGCUCGCUCUAUGGUUGGCACACUCCAUAAAGACGCAAGGGAAAAGUCGCGACACAGCCUAGGUUAAAUUAUAAUUAGUAUGCACCCUAAUGAAUAGUUGUACAGACAAAAGAAACACCACC